Molecule: messenger RNA, 3294 nt
Organism: Corylus avellana
Lineage: Eukaryota; Viridiplantae; Streptophyta; Magnoliopsida; Fagales; Betulaceae
Product: putative myosin-binding protein 4
Molecular function (GO): myosin binding
Source: RefSeq, a predicted model, not a curated record
CAGAAUUUGCACCUGUCGCUCUUCCUCUUUGGUUCUUUCAUCAAGCUCCAGACCGGUCGCAUUUUGGCUGUUCUGGAGUUGUUUCAUUGUUUUUUCCAUCAUUGGGUUGUUGAAGCUUUACAGCAACGAUUGAGUUCAGGAUGGGAAUCUCAACUUUGAGAAUUGGCAGGAGUUUCAUAUCUAUCAUUUUCACCAAUAGAACCCUUCCUUGAUAUACCCAAUCAGGGAGCUCAUGCCUUUUUAGAGUGAUUUGGGUGGAAAUGGCGCUAACUGGGGUUUCAUCUGUCAAAGUAGAAAGGAGUGCACCGGGGUUUACAGCUGUUCUGACAUCUGCAGCUUGUGAAUGGUUUUUGAUUUUUCUGCUGCUUGUUGAUGCUGGGUUAUCAUAUUUGCUGACAAAAUUUGCUAGUUAUUGCAAUUUGCAAGCGCCCUGUAUCUUGUGCUCCAGGCUUGAUCAUCUCUUAGGCAAUGAGAAACCCAAGUUUUAUCGUCACUUACUUUGCAGGAACCAUAGAUCAGAGAUAUCAUCUUUGAUUUCUUGUCACAUUCAUGGUAAGCUUGCUGAUGGCAGUGGGAUGUGUGAGGGUUGCCUCUUGUCAUUCACCAUGAAGAACAAAUCAAACCCCGAAACUCACAGGUUGUUGGUGGGUAUAUUGGGGAUGGAUCUUGUUGGUUAUGGUUUCCAAAGCCCAGUGCUGAACAAGGAUUUUAUCUCUGGUUCCAUGGGCACAAAGCUCUGUUCUUGUUGCAAUAAGCCUUGGAGGUCAAGACAAAAUACCCAAAGAUCACUCCAACUACAAUCAUCUCAGAGUGGUUUUGCUAAACCUUACAUUCCUUUGCCUCGUUUGCCUAGCCGUAGCCGCAUAAAACGUCGAAAUAGCUUGAAGAAGAUAAGGGGUAAAUUUUCUGAGUCAGUGACAUCUCGCCGUCUAGGAAACGGUGGUUUUGAUCCCUUGUCUCAUGUAGGAUACUCUGAGCUGAAGAUCACUUCCGAUUCCGAGUCUGAGUUCCCAUUUUCUGAUAAUGACGGUGGUAGUAGUAUAAUUCGUGAAAAAACUGAGGCUAAGGAAGAUUUUGCUGUUCAAUGUGCUUCAGAAUUUCCAAGCAGGGCACUUUCCAGUGGUUUGGAUCUGAAACCACCGAGCCAUCUUUAUAAUAUCUGGCCUUCACUUUUAGAUCCAUGUGUGCAGCCUGAUGUUAGCAAGCGUCAGGAUGUGAAAUUCUCUGCUUCUAGAGUUGCAAUUGAGCAUGGUUUGAGUGAACUCAAUUGGCAGCAAGUCAACCAGAAGUCUGGUCCUUCUGCACCACCUGAGCUUAUUUCACUAGAUGACAUUCCUCAUGAAGAAUCAACAGAAAGCACUCCCAUGCCUCCUCUCUGUCAGAGUUCCAUUUCUACUGCAUUAGCUGAGCUUAUUACUCUAGAUGACAGCCCCCCAUCUGAUGGAACAUCACCAGAGAAGUCGGCAGAUGUUACUGGAAGAAGUGACAGUGGACAUGUCUCUAUCAAUGAGUAUGAGGAAGUACUAAAGUUGAUAAGUACAACAGCCGGAGCAUCUGUUAAAGGUGAUCAGACCGUUAAUGACCCUGCUGUUAAAAAGCCAGUUAUUGUUGAUCCAGAUGAUGUGCCUAAACAGGCUGUCAGUAUUGAGGAAAGAGAAGCCUCUGAUAUUGUUGCAGAACAACUUACUGUGAGCGAACCUGAUAGAGUCAACGAAGAAUUGGUGCUGUUGCCAGCAAAUGAUUAUUCUGCUCAACAGAUUUGCUUAUCAUCAAAUAGAACAAGUCCCAUACUACCUGGUUGUUGUGAUGAACAACAGAGAGCUGAUACUUCCAACUAUAAUGGAACUCGGAUGCUGCAUAAGUCGGCCUCAGUGGAAUCAAGUCUUGAAUCUUUAGAUGGAAGUUUAAGUGAAAUUGAAGGUGAAAGUCUUCUUGAUAGGUUAAAGCGACAGGUUGAGUAUGACAAGAAAUGCAUUAGAGCUUUGUAUAAGGAAUUAGAGGAAGAAAGAAAUGCUUCUGCAGUUGCAGCAAAUCAGGCAAUGGCCAUGAUAACGAGGUUACAGGAGGAGAAGGCAGCACUCCAUAUGGAGGCCCUUCAGUACUUGAGAAUGAUGGAAGAGCAAGCAGAAUAUGAUCUAGAGGCACUGGAGAAAGCUAAUGAUCUCCUGGUUGAAAAGGAGAAAGAGAUACAAGAUUUGGAAGCAGAGUUAGAAUUUUGUAGAUCAAACUUACCCGAGGGAAGUAAUGAUUUGAAAGGAGAAAAUGUCAUUUUGGAGAGUACUAGUGUACCUUCCUUUACAAAUAAUGUCAAUUUUCAUUGCAAGUCAAUGAUGACUGAGGUAUCAAAAGGAAGUUCUUUUGUUGCUGAAACUUCUUGCUUAGCAUUUGAAGAUGAAAAGUUGUAUAUGUCAGAGUGUUUGAAGAAAUUGGAGAGGAAGCUUUAUCAAAUUUCCGGUGAUAAGGCUUUGUCCAACAUGCCUUAUGGUGGACAUUCCGAAAAAUUUAUAGAUGGUAGAAAUGACCAGGAAAAAUCUCUUAAUAGCAAGGUGAAUCAAUCAAAUGGUCAUAUGGAAGAGAAUUGUUUGUAUGUGAAAAAAGACUUACAUUUAUCUAAUGGAAACUCUACUUCUCAUGAGGGGUCAACUGCUUCAGAUGGUGAUGAUCAUUUUGUUUGUAAGGAGAAAAAUUUAUUCUAUUCCAAUGGGCGAAAGCAUUCCAUGGAUGAAACCAAAAUCGGUUUGGUUGCUCUUGAAAAUGAAAUCUCAGACCUUAAUGAUAGAUUGGAAUCACUUGAGGCAGAUCAUGAUUUUCUUGAGCAUAGUCUUAACUCCCUUCAACAUGGAAAUGAGGGACUACAGUUUGUUCAGGAGAUUGCCCAACAACUGCAAGAAUUGCGGAAAAUUGGAAUAAGAUUAAGAUGUCAAUCUGUUCCUUGAGUGACAUGAAUCAUGACGUGAUGUAUACCAAAUCACUACGAGGAAACCAGAAAACAAAAGUCAAGACUAGAGGAAGAUUUUCAGCCAGUUGUGGGGUGCAAUGAUCGAAGAAGUCAUGGCUCGGUUUUCAGUUUGCCUGCAAAUAUGAAUAAUCAAGAUGGGGUUUCGCGUACAGGUACCACGAGAACAAAAUGGUAUAUAUUAGGAGAUAGCAUUGUCAACUUUGGAAGUAAUGUCUUCCGUCUUCCUUUGUUUUCCCUCUGAGUUUUGUUUGAUUAAAGAGAUGUUUGGGUUAACUCAUUUUGUUAUAUCAAAUGACAAGGAGAUGGUAAAACUGGUGAUUUUCUUUUUGGCUCAA